UGAGCAUGUUUCUGCUCAAAGUAUUCAGCAACGGUUAACAGCAAGCUCAAUAGCAUACUUUUCCGUUUGCAGUGCUGCACAAUGUUCAAAUAUUUGAAGCGGGCUAAUUUGAAAUUCAUAUGCCAUACACAUGGAAAACUCGUGCGAGGGCACACACAGGAAAAUAUGUCUGAGUUUUGUAUGCCUUCGAAAAUUGAAAUCGAUGUUUCCGACCAACGGACACAACAAAUUCUGUUCAAAUCAUUAAAGCAUCGCGUUGCCAAUAUGCAAGCGGAUGACCUCUCAACUGCUGUGGUCAUUGACAAUGGCUCUGGCAUAUGCAAGGCGGGCUUCUCAAGCGAAUCCGCUCCCCGUGUCGUCUUCCCAUCGAUUGUGGGACGACCCCGUCAUCUAAAUGUCAUACUCGAUUCGGCCAUUGACGAUUGUAUCAUCGGUGACGAAGCGGUGCGAAAGCGUGGCAUACUCACACUCAAGUAUCCCAUCGAACAUGGCGUUGUGACCAAUUGGGCGGAUAUGGAGAAGAUCUGGAAGCAUACCUUCGAACAGCUGCGCGUCGAAUCGGAUGGGCAUCCAGUGCUGCUGACCGAACCGCCGUUAAAUCCCAAAAAGAAUCGCGAAAAGAUGACCGAAAUAAUGUUUGAGAAUUUUCGUGUGCCCGCACUCUAUGUGGCCAUCCAGGCGGUAUUAUCUCUCUAUGCUACAGGACGUACCAUUGGCAUUGUCGUAGACUCUGGCGAUGGAGUCACCCACACGGUGCCCAUCUACGAGGGCUACGCCCUACCACAUGCCUGCAUGCGCCUAGAUCUAGCUGGAAGAGACUUGACCGACUAUCUGGGCAAGCUGCUGAUGGAACGCGGACACACGUUAAGCACCAGCGCAGAGCGUGAAAUAGUCCGAGAGAUUAAGGAGAAACUCUGCUACGUGGCCAGCAAUUUUGAUGAGGAACUGAAUCAAUGCUUGCUGCGCAAGUCGGAUUUCGAUGAGCUCUACGAAUUGCCAGAUGGCACUACCAUCAACAUUGGCAACGAGCGCUUUCGCUGCCCCGAGGCACUGUUCAAGCCCAGCAUGCUGGGCCAGGAGGUGCCCGGCCUACACGAGGCGGUCUUCCAAUCGAUAUUGAAAUGUGAUAUGGAUCUGCGACGGGAUAUGUAUGCGAAUAUUGUUCUGUCGGGCGGCACGACUAUGUUCCGCAACAUCGAGGUGCGUCUGCAAGAGGAUAUUUCGGUCAUGGCCCCCUCGACGAUGCGCAUCAAAAUUACCGCCAAUCCUGAACGCUGCUUUGCCGUCUGGUCGGGCGGUUCCGUUUUGGCUUCACUCUCCAGCUUUCAAAAUAUGUGGAUUGAUUCCUCCGAAUACGACGAUAUGGGUCCCAGCAUAAUACAUCGCAAAUGUUUCUAGCUCAUUAAAGCCAAAGAUGGCAAACAGAAGAGAGAAGACAGCAGACAGUAGAUCAGAAUUAGUUUAAUUAUAUUUCUAUAUUUUAUACAUGUUGUUAAAUCCAAUAAAGAAUGCCGAUGAUACGGACUUUGCUGCAGCAGGCCUGGACACCAGAUGCUGACCGACUUGCCUAGUUUAAGUUGACUUGACUUUUGACGAGGUUUUACACAAAUAUAAGUUAAUAUAAAUCCAA
This is a messenger RNA of Drosophila hydei, 1630 nucleotides long. RefSeq names its product actin-like protein 53D (gene Arp53D). Gene Ontology annotation, biological process: mitotic cytokinesis. The transcript has 2 exons. NCBI's taxonomy places the organism in Eukaryota, Metazoa, Arthropoda, Insecta, Diptera, Drosophilidae. The record is from RefSeq and is a predicted model, not a curated record. Bases 82 to 1398 code for a protein of 438 amino acids.